Molecule: messenger RNA, 1000 nt
Organism: Paramecium octaurelia
Lineage: Eukaryota; Ciliophora; Oligohymenophorea; Peniculida; Parameciidae
Source: the annotation of a GenBank genome assembly
AUGUCAGAAAAACAAAUUCAUUAAAAACAUUAUGUUGAGCAUAAGGCUAAAUCUUAAGGAUAGAAAGCUAGAUUUUUAAAUGACAAGGAAGACCCUGCACAUCCACCUCAGAUGAGGAAUGCAUAACGGUUUUUGUAAUAUUGAAAUGUCUAUUAAGCAAGUCGUAAACCAAAAACUACUUAAGAGUUGAUUGUGUUACCACAACCUUCAAUUUAGUAUGUUCAUCCUGUAAAUUUAUUUAUAUUUACAUUCAUUUAGUAUGUUCCAAAGCCUACUCCAAUCCCAGAAGCCAUAAAAUAGAUAGACAAGAAGAUUAUGGCUUAUAGAAGAUUGAUGGAGAAGGAAAGACAAGAGAAGUUGAUGAGAGAGCAGUAGGAAUAAGAAAGGUUGCUUGAAAACGAAGAUGAUUAGAGAAGAGCCUUGGAUUUCAUGACAAACCCUCAAAUUCAAGGAGUGGAAAUUCAAGAUGAAGAGGCACAAGAGGAGGAAAUGGAAACUAUAGUUUAAGAACCAAAGUAAUAGGAAGUGAUUGCAAAUAGAGAUGAUAAUAAAUGUUCAUAUUCAGAGGCAGUAAAAAAGAGGGAAUAGACCUAUGAUCAUACUUUAUAAAGAAUGUAUGAAAAAAGGUAGAACCCAACAUUAUUUGCUGUAAAUGAUAAUUUUAAUUAGAGAAACUAAAAAAGAAGCCUCCGAUUCUCAAUAUUACUGCAAGGAACAAGAUUACAAAAGGUUAUGGUAAAUUGGAUCCUCAAGAACAUUUAUUAAGAGUUUAUAACAGGGAGAACGUGCCUGUCAUGCCAGAAUUGAUCAUCCCUUCGUUCACAAUUAAAAAAGACUAAAUGGCCAAAAACAUCUUAGCUUAUUUGGUAAUUUCGUUCAUUAAUUUAAAUUAUUAUAGAAAGAGUACACUCCUCUUUUUAGAGGGUAUAAAAAUUACGAAUAUCCAAAAUGUGUUCAAAAUAUACUUCAAGAAGAGAUAGAAGCACUUCCAAAUCAAUGA